Messenger RNA from Aspergillus sclerotioniger CBS 115572, 3213 nucleotides. Its product is annotated as ubiquitin-ubiquitin ligase UFD2. Gene Ontology annotation, molecular function: ubiquitin-ubiquitin ligase activity. The transcript is spliced from 7 exons. Gene Ontology annotation, cellular component: cytoplasm; nucleus; ubiquitin ligase complex. The record is from RefSeq and is a predicted model, not a curated record. The coding region runs from base 1 to 3213 and encodes 1070 amino acids. Lineage: Eukaryota; Fungi; Ascomycota; Eurotiomycetes; Eurotiales; Aspergillaceae. Gene Ontology annotation, biological process: protein polyubiquitination.
AUGUCAGAGAGCCAGUCUGAAGCGGACAAGAUCCGCAGCAAGCGCCUGGCAAAAUUGGGCAACCCAACACCGCCGGCGCAGAAUGAAGGCGCCGCAGAAUCAGCAACCAGCCGGCCUGCUUCCCCCGCGCCGUCGACGCCGUCCUCUCGCUUUCCUCAGACGCUGCCAUCGUCGAAUCCAGCCAGUGCGCCCGGCUCGUCGGCCCCCUCACCACAACUGCUGCCACAGUCCGAUUGGAAGCGGAUAAAAAUCACGCCAGCAGCCUCUGCCAGUUCGAUGCCAGACCGCUCACAAACCGUGACCCCAGUGACCGGCACACCACCUCCGUCAAGAGCGGAGGAAACCAUUGAGGCCUUCCAGGAUCGUACGCUAAGCGCCGUCUUCAAGCUGUCCUUGAAUGAGGCUCGUCAGAAGGAUAUUCACGGGCAGAGAUUGACAUAUUUGCCGGGCUUGCGGAGCGAGCUCGAGGAUCAGGGUCGGGAGAUUCGCGUGGAUAUCACAGUGCUGGAUCAGGCCCUUCUGGAAGCGGCCUCCAACGCCCCCCAGCAGAAGCCCUUGGAUUAUCUGUUACCAUGCUGGAGACGGAUCUCGAGGCUGCACAAGGGUUUCCGCCGGAGUCGCGAGGAUGACCCCAAGUUCAACGCCAUCGGCGAGGCCCGUCGCCUGUGCUUGAGCUAUUGUAUAUUUGCGAUCACAAUGCCGGAGAUGUUCGGGCUCGAGCCAUCGGAGAAAUCCCCGCUCAAGCCAUAUCUCCUCUUGGACCCCGAGGAUGACAAGGGCGUCGACUUUGAGUUCAUCAGCGAGGCCGUCAAGCGGUUCGAGGAGGAUGAGAGCCUCAAGCCGGCAUUCAUCACGGCUGUCGAGGAGAUGAGCCUGGAACUUGCGGCCAUGUCCAUCAAUGAUGACUAUAAGCCAUAUAUGACAGCUCUCCGGAAUCUUGUCCGCCACGCGGUCAUUGCGGCUGCGAUUACCGAGUCCUCAAUCUUCAACGAGUCUAGGGAUCCGGCUUCGUUUGAGAAGAGCACGCUCCUUGGGCCAUGGUUUCGCUUGUCGCCGCUGCAGAGCAGCGUGACCAUGACAUACUUUUCCAGCCCCAAGACGAGGGAUCAGUCGUACAUUCUGAACGCACAGCGGUCGAUCCGCAUGACGCAGCACAUGAUCAGCUCGGACCUACUCGAUAUCAUCAACCACUUGAUUCGCGCAUCGAAAGAUGCCAGGGAGCGGGUCUUGGACUGGUUCGCGGCCGCCUUGAACAUCAACCACAAGCGACGGGCGAUGCAGGUGGACCCCAACACGGUGUCAUCGGACGGGCUCAUGUUCAACCUGACUACAUGCCUGGACCAGCUCUGCGAGCCCUUCAUGGAUGCCAGCUUCACCAAGAUCGACCGCGUGGAUGCCAACUAUCUUCACCGCAACCCUCGUAUUGACAUGCAGGAUGAGACCAAGAUUAAUGCUGACAAGCACGCUUCGGAUGCGUUUUACUCUAAAAAGGCAGACGGUGCCUCUAACUUUAUCACCGAGAUUUUCUUUUUGACCGUUGCUGCGCAUCACUACGGCAGCGAGUCCUUGACGUCCAAGCUGGAGCAACUCGAGAAAGACCUCCGACACAUGGAAUCCACGAUCAACAAGUUUGAACUGGAACGGCAUCGGUGGAUCAACAACCCGAUGCAGCUCCGCGUCUUCGAGCAGGCUCUGAAGAAGUACAAGGAUAGGCUGGAUCUCGGCCUGGCUUUGAAGUACAGUCUCCAGGGUGUCUUGUUUGACGACCAGUGGCAGGCCCGGUCGAUGCUGUUCAUGCGGUACGUGAUUGUGUGGCUGCUGCGAGUAGUCUCGGGCACGAACUUCCCCAAGGAGCCAAUUCGUCUCCCUCUCCCGGCGCAGCAGCCCGAGGUCUUCCAGUGCCUGCCUGAGUAUUUCCUGGAUGACAUUGUCAGCAACUUUAAGUUUAUCAUGUGGUGCAUGCCCCAGAUCAUCACCGCCACGCAGGGCGACGAGCUGGUGAUGCUUUGCAUUACCUUCCUGGAGAGUUCGGAUUACAUCAAGAACCCCUACCUUAAAGCCGGUCUGGUGUCGAUUUUGUUCCGCGGUACCUGGCCACGCCCUGGGGGCGCUCGCGGGGUCUUGGUCGAUCUGCUCAACUCGAUGCCGUUUGCCAACGAGCACCUGCUGCACUCCCUGAUGAAGUUCUACAUCGAGGCCGAGCAUACGGGCACGCAUACACAGUUCUUCGACAAAUUCAACAUCCGAUAUGAAAUCUUCCAGAUCAUCAAGUGCAUCUGGCCGAACACACUCUACCGCAACAAGCUAUACAACCAGUCCAAGCAGAACCUGGACUUUUUCGUGCGCUUCGUCAAUCUGCUGCUUAACGACGUCACGUUUGUGCUCGAUGAGUCCUUUGGGGCGUUCAUCACCAUCUACAAGACGCAGACGGAGCUGCGCAACGCAGCAGGGAUGGACCCGACGGUGCGGCAACAGAAAGAAGAACAUCUGGCGUCGGCGCAGCGCAACGCCAAAUCAUACAUGCAAUUGACGAAUGAGACGGUGGCGAUGCUCAAGCUGUUCACAGACGCUCUGGCGGACUCGUUCACGAUGCCUGAAAUCGUCCAGCGGUUGGCAGACAUGCUGGACUACAACCUGGAGACGAUGGUGGGGCCCAAGAGCGCCAGUCUCCGGGUAGACAAUCUGCAGGAAUACGGCUUCAACCCGCGGGCGCUCUUGAGCGAGAUCGUCGACGUUUACCUGAACCUGAUGCUUAAGGAGAACUUCAUCAUUGCGGUGGCUCGCGAUGGCCGGUCGUACAAACCGGCGAACUUUGUGAAGGCAGCCGAGAUUUUGCAGAAAUUCUCGCUCAAGUCCCCGGAAGAGUUCCAACGGUGGGAACAAUUACAACAAAAGGUGAAGGAAGCCAAGGAGGCCGAUGACCAGGCCGAAGAGGAUCUUGGCGAGGUUCCGGACGAGUUUUUAGAUCCGUUGAUGUACACGUUGAUGGAGGACCCGGUCAUUCUGCCAGGCUCGCGGGUCUCGAUUGACCGCGCUACAAUCCGGUCUCAUUUGCUGAGCGAUCCGCACGAUCCGUUCAACCGAGCACCGCUGAAAAUGGAGGAUGUAAUACCUGAUACGGAGAUGAAGGCGAAGAUUGAGGCGUUCAAGAAUGAGAGGCUGGCGGAGCGGAGGCGAGGGCUGGUAUCGAACCAGAUGGAUACGAGUGGCUGA